Messenger RNA from Loa loa (African eye worm), 508 nucleotides. RefSeq lists its product as hypothetical. The transcript has 3 exons. The record is from RefSeq and is a predicted model, not a curated record. Bases 51 to 497 code for a protein of 148 amino acids. Lineage: Eukaryota; Metazoa; Nematoda; Chromadorea; Rhabditida; Onchocercidae.
CAUAUUUCGUGUUCUAUUUGAUCUCAUCAGUUCAUCUAUUGCGAUGAAGAAUGUUUGCAAAGUUGUUUAACAACAAUUUCACUGCGUUACAAAUGGCGAUAUCUAUUUUGGCACUUAUUCUUAUCAUUUUAUCACUAGUAAUAGCAUUAAAUUGUUAUGUAGAAUGUUGCUGCAGAGGAACGGAUGAUUUAGAAAGGUGCGAAGAAGAAGAACAACAAUUCCUUGAUAAAGAAUACUAUGAUGAGAUUUGUACAUUGCUUUAUCGACAUAAUCAGAUGGAAAUCAAACAAAUGGGCGAGGAUUGGGAGCUGAAGCGAAAAAAAGAGACUGACAAGGAAUCCACAAGGCAUGCAAAGUUACUGCAAGAAACACCUGGAGCCAACUCCGAAAAGUGUCUUCUUUUGAAGGGUGAUUUGGAGCCAUUUAAAAUUAAUCACAGCGUUGAGGUUGCUUCUCUUAAUUAUUCCAAAAUGUGCCGCAACUCCUCUCUAAUUUGAAUGUUUACACC